Molecule: messenger RNA, 1089 nt
Organism: Cajanus cajan (pigeon pea)
Lineage: Eukaryota; Viridiplantae; Streptophyta; Magnoliopsida; Fabales; Fabaceae
Source: RefSeq, a predicted model, not a curated record
AUGGCGAGGGGGAUUGAUGUUCCUCCUCGUGGUGAUUAUUUUGUUGAGGAGGUUGAUUGGGAGGUUGCUGGCGAAGUUGGGCACGGAUGCGCUCGUUCUCUGCGCGCAUGGUCGCCAGAUCGGCUUGGUGUUGGUAAGCGGCAUGAUGAGUUACAAGCUGCCAAGUUAGAUGAAAUUGCAUAUUUGCUAGAGAUUGAUGAGCUUGAAAAUGGUAAAGGGGCAAAUCAAAUUUGUACUUUGAAACGAGCUGGGGAUACUCGUUGGAGCUCCCAUUUCUCUUCUAUUUGUAGCUUGAUAAAUAUGUAUGAUGCAACUUGUUCUGUUUUAGAAAAAAUUAUUGUUGAUGGAUCUACUUAUUCUCAACGUGGGGAUGCCGAUAAUGCUUACAAAAGCUUGACCUCAUUUGAGUUUAUAUUGAUCUUGCAUUUGAUGAGAGAAAUUAUGGGGAUAACAGAUGUUCUUUGUCAAGCUUUACAACAACAAUCUCAGGAUGUAGUUAAUGCUAUGCAUUUAGUUCGUUCUACAAAAACACUUAUCCAAAACUUGAGAGAAGAAGGUUGGGAUAAGUUAUUAAAAAAUGUGACAUCUUUUUGUGAAAAACAUGAUAUUGAGGUUCCUCAAUUUAGUGCUUCUUAUGUAGCAAGGCAAGGGCGCUCUCGUCACCAAAAAGAUCAUAUUACAGUGGAGCAUUAUUUGAGAGUUGAAAUAUUCUUUGUUACAAUUGAUAAGCAAUUACAGGAGUUGAAUUGUAGAUUUAAUGACCAGGCAAUGGAGUUAUUAACUCUAAGCAUGACAUUGGUUCCUAAGGAUGCUUAUAAAGCUUUCAAUAUUGAAGACAUUUGCACUCUUGUAGACAAAUAUUAUCCCAUGGAUUUCAGUGAGCAGGAGAAAAUUAAUUUGCAUUUCCAACUUCAACAUUUCAUUGUUGAUGCUCGUCAAGAUUCAAAUUUGAAGAAUUUAUCAACAAUGCAAGAGUUGUGUACAUGUUUGGCAACAACAAAAAAGUCAGAAGUUUACUACUUGAUUGAUAGAUUACUUCGUCUUAUCAUGACUCUUCCAGUUUCUACAGCUACAACUGGUGCACUAUAG